This is a messenger RNA of Ananas comosus (pineapple), 3877 nucleotides long. Its product is annotated as serine/threonine-protein phosphatase 4 regulatory subunit 3. Gene Ontology annotation, cellular component: nucleoplasm; protein phosphatase 4 complex. Lineage: Eukaryota; Viridiplantae; Streptophyta; Magnoliopsida; Poales; Bromeliaceae. Gene Ontology annotation, biological process: protein dephosphorylation. Bases 278 to 2998 code for a protein of 906 amino acids. The transcript is spliced from 26 exons. The record is from RefSeq and is a predicted model, not a curated record. Gene Ontology annotation, molecular function: protein phosphatase activator activity.
GAGAGAGAGAGAGAGAGAGAGGAGAGAGAGGGAGCGAGAAAGGGGAAAAGGAGGACUCGCUCUAUCGACGUUAAUGGCGGUUAGGGUUUUCUUUUCGCUCUCCUCCUAAAACCCUCCUCCCCUUCCCCCUCCCCCCCUACCCCCCACCUCUGCUCAAUUCCCGCUCCCGAUUCUUUUAACCCUAAUCCUAAUCCUAAUCCUAAUCCUAACCCUAACCCGAUUCUUCGGCUACGCGCGCGAAUUCGCCUCCGGAAGGAGCUACUAAGGCUUCUGCUCCAUGGGACAGGGCAAGUCCCCCGGUUCUUCGAGCAGCAACAUGCAGCGUGUAAAAGUAUACAGAUUGAAUGAUGAUGGAAAAUGGGAUGAUCAGGGAACAGGGCACGUUUCUGUUGAAUACAUGGAGGUAGGAACAUGGUGCCCUAGUGCCAAAAAACCAAUGAUGUCAAGACAUAGGUCAGAAGAGCUUGGUUUGAUUGUUGUUGAUGAAGACGAUAACGAGACCUUACUUGUGCAUAGCAUCUCCUCUGAGGAUAUUUAUCGAAGGCAAGAAGACACAAUAAUUUCGUGGAGAGACCCAGAGUUAGGUACAGAAUUGGCAUUGAGCUUUCAGGAGGCUACUGGAUGCUCCUAUAUAUGGGACAACAUCUGUGGAAUCCAGAGAAACCUACAAUUUACUACUCUUGGAAAUCUUGAGAUCGGUCCUCGUCCAGCAAUGGCACAUGUAGAAUCUACUGGCGCAAUACACGCGAAUGAUGAGUCAUUUCGCACUGUUAAUAGUGAAUUGAGAGAUCUUCCAACUGUUGAAUUGUCAACUCUUCCUCAAAUUUUGAAGACUAUUCUAGAGUGCAGCAUUACAGACCAGUUGCGAGUGGCAGAAUUAAUAUCUCAAGAUCAAGAGUUUUUCCCAAAGUUGAUAGACCUAUUUAGAAUGUGUGAGGAUUUAGAAAACAUGGAUGGUCUUCACAUGAUUUUCAGAUUGGUCAAGGCGAUUAUUUUACUAAAUAGCACAACAAUCUUUGAUAGGAUUUUCUCCGAUGAGUAUAUUUUGGAUAUUAUUGGUGCCCUUGAAUAUGAUCCAGAAGUCCCUAAGGUGCAGAAUCACCGUGCUUUUCUGAAAGAGCAUGUGGUUUUUAAGGAGGCUAUCUCUAUUAAAAAUGCUUCGGUGUUGUCGAAGAUACACCAAUCAUAUCGAAUUGGUUAUAUAAAGGAUGUUAUUUUGCCGAGAAUACUGGAUGACGCUACGAUAGCAACUCUUAAUUCGAUUGUUCAUGCUAACAAUGCUGUUGUCAUAUCUUUGCUCAAAGAUGAUUCUUGUUUUAUCCAAGAACUAUUUGCAAGGAUGAGAUCUUCCAGUAUAUCUGCUGACUCGAGAAGAGAUUUGGUUUUGUUCUUGCAUGAGUUUUGCUCUCUAAGUAAAAGUUUGCAGUUGGUGCAUCAGUUACGCCUAUUUCGGGAUCUUGCCAAUGAAGGCAUUUUUGAUAUCAUCACUAAUGUACUGCAGAGUCAGGAUAAGAAGCUAGUGUCUGCUGGGGCAGAUAUCCUUGUACUCUUCCUCAAUCAAGAUCCUAAUCUUCUUAGAACGUAUAUCAUUCAACAAGACGGGUAUUCUCUUCUUGGUCUCCUGGUUAAAGGUAUGAUAACUGACUUUGGUGAGGACAUGCAUUGUCAGUUCCUUGAAAUCAUUCGGAUUUUGCUGGACUCAUAUAAUAUGUCUGGAUCACAGCGUGACACAUUGAUUGAGAUUUUCUAUGAAAAGCAUCUGGACCAAUUGAUAGAUGUUAUAGCAUCAUCUUGUCCACCAAAAAACAGUUCCCGCACUGGGGGUAAAUCGUAUGGAGUUGGUAGAGGACUUGAAUCGUAUGCUACAGCUAAGCCUGAAAUUUUAUCAAACAUCUGCGAGCUGUUAUGUUUCUGUGUGAUUCAUCAUCCCUACAGGAUAAAGUGCAACUUUCUUAUGAACAAUGCUAUAGAGAAAGUUCUACUUCUAACUUGUAGAAGAGAAAAGUUCCUGGUUGUGGCAGCUGUUCGUUUUAUGCGAACAGUUGUUUCACGAAAUGAUGAACAUCUUCUUCGCCAUAUUGUAAAAAACAAUCUGUUGAAGCCAGUCAUUGAAGCUUUCAUUGAAAAUGGCAAUCGUUAUAACAUGCUACACUCAGGAGUUCUUGAACUACUUGAGUACAUACGGAAGGAAAAUGUUAAAUCUCUAAUCUUGUAUAUAGUUGAUCACUUCUGGGACCAACUUAAAAAGUUUGAGCGCUUGGGGAGUAUUCAGGCCCUGAAGAUCAAAUAUGAGCAGUCCUUGGAGGUCUGUGACACCAAAAAUAGUGCUGCUACAGCAGACACCCGAAAAAGGUCAGAGGAAAGAGGCCUUGAAAAAGAGGAAGAAGACUAUUUUAAUGAGGACAGUGAUGAAGAAGACUCAACUGGACAUGUUCUGCACUCGAGAAACCAAAAUGCUCGUGCUGGUCUACCCAAUGGAACAAAAGUCAACUACACGCCUUCAAGGGCCAGACCUGUUGGGCUUGUGGACUAUGAGGAUGAUGACGAUGAUGAAGACUACAAUCCACCAUCUAGAAAGCCUUCACCCUCUACCGAAGACGACGAAUCCUUAAACAUUCCAAUCACGAAGCGCAAGUCACCUUGCACAGUCGAUGGCAAACACGGAGAGUUAGAAUCUCCAAAGAAAGCAAAGAUUGAAACGCACAAGAAAAGUUCAGCCGAUUCUAGGGUUUCCAUUGCUCCCAUAACUUCCGCACGUGAUUCACAAAGCAAACAGGCACUCUCGCCCUCAUCGUCUGUACAGAACCGAGAAGCGAAUUCCGAGCCUGAGAAGGAUACCACAAGCCCGAAAAAUUGCGAGCAUACUCCGCCUGAAGAAGAUACGGAAGAUAGAAAGUCGAACGGAGAGGAAUGCCCAACAGCUAUUAGCAAUUCCUCGCUGGAGAGGGUCGUAGAUGCCUCGAAAGCUACCGGAUCAGAACCGUAUUCAGUAAGAUGAUUUUCGCUUUAUGCGAGUGAUUUAUUUGCUCGAGAAACAGAGGUAGAAGCAGUGGAUUUAGUCUUUGAGAACAGGAUGGAUAGUAAAGGAGAAAAAAAAAAAAAAAGAUGAAUGAUGACUAUGGGAGGUGGGAGUAGUUAUGUCACCCUGUAAAUUCCAAUCCUUGUUUCAUCGACAGAGCGAGCCAGUAAUAUUAUUUUUAAUGCGAGGAAUGGACUAAAAGAGGCGGCCUACUCCGCGGUGGUCAAGUCAUGAGGUAUCUCUGCUUUCUGUUGUAAAACAUUCAUUUGAUCCUACUAUAGCUCUCUGAGCUUCGACAUGAGCAUGAAUCCAUGCUCGCUUUCUUGUUCUAAAAUUUGAAUUUUUGUUGGGGAUUUUCAAUUGAAGCCUGGGAUCAUUGUAAAACAGCAGGGGGAAUAGUUUGGCUUUUUUAAGCAAUUUCUUAGCACUUACCGCAUGGUAUCGCGAUCCAAAAGCUUGUCUGAGUUGAUUUUCGGGGAAGUUAUUCGUGGGGUGGUGAUGAUGAGUUUGUCAUAAAAUAGAGUCUAAUUUAUUGCAAUUUUUUCUGUCGAGCGCAAGCAUCCAUAUAUCUGUUUUUAUGUAAUAAUUUUCUUCUGGGCUGUCCAAUUUGCAGAUAUUACUCUUGUUGGGACAGCAAUUGUUGCAAAUUAUCUAAUCUCCAUGUUGUGUAUUUCUUAGCAGCUUUUUGAGGGCAUUCUUUUCUUUUGCUUUUUUUUUUUUUUUCAUUGUUCGCAAAUGGUUUCAAGUUGUUCUUUUUUUUGGAGGAAAGAGUGUGAAUCAAACUUAUUUGUUUGUGAGGUGAAAGUGGGGAUAACAUUGAUGCUCCCAUAAGUGUGCAAAACAUAUUUAGGCUUGGUA